AUGGCAAAGACAAAUUCGACUAUGAAUCCUUUAAUUGCUGUGGUUGGCGCUACAGGGACGGGAAAGUCCAAAUUAGCUGUUGACCUUGCUGUCCGAGUCAAUGGAGAAAUAAUCAGUGCAGAUGCUAUGCAGAUGUACAAGGGCCUUCCGAUAACCACCAACCAAAUACCCAUUGAAGAGCGACAUGGUAUCCCACACCAUUUGAUCGGAUGUGUAGACCUGGAUCAGGACCCUUGGAGGGUUGGAGUAUUCAAGAAGGAGAGUCUAAAGAUCAUCGAUGAGAUUAGGUCAAGGGGUAAAGUUCCUAUUUUGGUUGGCGGGACACACUACUAUACGCAAUCCGUUCUCUUCCAUGAACCCUUACUUGAUGAAGGCGAGGGGAAUCCGAAUAGCCAGAUGUUCAAGCCAUCGGAAGGACUUCCAAAUUACGAAGUUUCGAAGGCAGAGUCUGAGGAGCGUGUGGACUUUUCGAUACUGAAUGCUUCCCCUGAGGAGGUCUAUGAAAAAUUAAAAGAAGUGGACCCCAUAAUGGCAAAUCGGUGGCAUCCAAACGAGAAGAGAAAGGUGCGACGGUCCCUAGAGAUCUAUUUACAGACUGGACGGCGAGCUUCAGAUAUAUAUGAAGAACAGAAAAAGAAGAUUAGACAGGCAGCGCUGCAGGAUGACGAUUCCUGCGAGGCCGGUGAGUUCGAGGAUCCAGCCACUCAGCUAGGCCAGGCGAGAUUUUCUCUUCUUGUUUUUUGGGCCCAUACUGAAAAGGAGGAAUUACGGAAGCGACUUGACAAGCGUGUGCACGAAAUGAUAGAUCAAGGCCUAUUGCAGGAAGCCCAGAGAAUGUUCAAAUAUUUACAGGACAAAGCCUCGGAGGGAGUUGAAGUCGAUCGAACUCGCGGAGUUUGGAUGUCAAUUGGGUUCAAGGAACUGGAGCCGUACAUUAACGAACUGCUCACAGCAAAGGAGGAACCAAAUAGCGAACUUGAUAAAGUGAAGGAGGAGUGCAUUGAAUCAAUUCAGGCUGCCACAAAAAUAUAUGCUAAACAUCAAACAAGAUGGAUUAGAAAUAAAUUGUGGAAGGCUUUAGGCACUUCUGGGAUGACAGACCGUCUUUAUAUUGCUGAUUCAACGAAUGUGGAAGAUUGGGACACUGUUGUACGCCAGCCUGCCGAAGAAAUCGCCUCAAAGUUCCUUUCUGGAGUCUCUCUCCCGCAUCCCAAAGAGGUGUCGGCGGUUGCAAAAGAAUUCUUUGAAUCUGCGAAUGCACCUGCUCGCUUUGAAGUUGAUGACAUUCCUCAGAUGAGGAUAUGCUCGACCUGCAAUGCUACGAUUGCCGGAGCAGAUACCUGGGAAAUCCAUAUGAAAGGGAGGAGACACAAGAGAGCAGUAAAAUCUGCUGAAAAUAGACGGCGCCGAGACGAAUAUUUCCAGAAAUUGCGAGAGCAGUCCGAGGAGAACAAUCGUGACACUUGUCUGGAAGCAUAA
Molecule: messenger RNA, 1479 nt
Organism: Trichophyton rubrum CBS 118892
Lineage: Eukaryota; Fungi; Ascomycota; Eurotiomycetes; Onygenales; Arthrodermataceae
Product: tRNA dimethylallyltransferase
Exons: 2
Coding region: 1-1479 (492 amino acids)
Biological process (GO): tRNA modification
Cellular component (GO): mitochondrion
Molecular function (GO): tRNA dimethylallyltransferase activity; ATP binding
Source: RefSeq, a predicted model, not a curated record